CGUCAGAGACCCAUUAUUCUGACAGCCAUCAUGAUUAUCAACAUGGCGUAAUCUUAUUAUAUUAUCAAUAUUGCGUUUGUUCGUUGCUAUUUCCGUCAAAAGUAGUAGCAGGUUAUAAUUAUGAGUAUAAUCAUUAAAAUUUCAUCCAUAAACGUUCACAGGAAAAUUAGUCGAACGGUAACGUGGUCGAAACUCUAAAAACUGGAGUACUGCUACUAAUUUUUUUGUAUUAUACAAACAAUAACACGUAUACCAAAUGUGCGAGAGUAAUAUGGAUAACAAAGCAUUCUUUGGCAUGUCAUUUUGUGUAUUUUCAUAUUAUUAAUUGAUGUAAAAAGUUUUAAGCUUACUGUUGGGUUUACGAAAUUGCAUGAAGAUGGGUACUUCGAGGCAGCAAGAUAGAUCUCUCGGUAGUGGAAUUUCAUUGCCGCAAUGGAUGAAAGGAAGAAUGGACAAUAGAUUUGAUUUUGACGAAGCCGCAUUCAGUCCACCAUCGUAUGACGAUAGUUUCUUUUAUGUAAGAUAUCCAAGAUCGCAAAAUACUCAACCACAAGAAGGAUUGAAGCACAUUGUAACUGAAGUUUUAAAUGAAAACAUUGCUGCAAGCUCUUCAAAUCAGAUAACGAAUGAAAAAUCCAUUUCUGAUUUGAAAGAAGUCAAGCAAAUUGAUUUUAGCAAACAUCCUUUGCCAUGUCAACCGUUUAUACCAGUUGUAAAUAAUAAUACAGCUGAUGAGAUUAAAGUACAUAAACCUUCAACGAGUGGAUAUAUAAAACCUAAAUCACAGGGGACGGAUGACGGUUUUCAUGGUGAACCGGCGCUUUGCGGCAAAUCGAUCGUUCACGUAGCUAGUCAAAUGAUGUCUGGUAAAUUCACCAAGGUAUUCACAUCGGAUUCGCGUUCUCAGCAGAUGGAAAACUCGACGAAAAUUGUGAGCAAGUCAUUACCAGCGACACCACUGACAUCACCAUCAGGAACUCCUGAUAGUUCUCCGAAAGCACGUAGGAAGAUUCAUGCGAAUCGAUACUUUACUGGUGCGUUUGUACCGGAUAAAGAAAAAUAUCAGGGUAAUUGGAUUUUGUCAAGCAUAUUAGGUCAAUCUAGAGAAGUCAUUACGGCAAAGAUAGACGAGGAAGACGAGCUGUUUCCAGACAUGGAGCCAAACAAACCGCUCAAUCGAAAAAAAUCGAUAUCUUCGCAAAAUCUUACGUAUAUAGGAAAAGAAGAAAAAUCAGCUGAUAAAUCGCCUGUUUAUGGAAACGUACUCGAAGCUAAACCAUCUGAACUAAGAGAAAUGAAUUUUUGGUCACCAACUUCCAUGUGAAGUUUUAUAUUUUAAGUUAGCUAAUAAUUAUUAAUCAUGCUUCUGCCAAAGCAUAUUUAGAUUAUUUAGAUGAAUUUAGUUUAAUUUCACGUUAUUAAUGCACUUAACUGUAAAUUUAGCUCGUCAUACUACUAACUUGACAAUAUUUCGUAUGAGAUUGAUCAUAUAUUUUAACUAAAUUCCUAUAAUAUUGUAAUCUUUGGAAAGUAAUGAUGAAAGUAUUUGUCUAUUCAAAAUAACAAAAUUACAUUAUCAUCGUAUUUGAACAGUACUGUUGCAAUGUUUGAUUUUCUUCUAUUGAACAUAAGACAUAUAAUACUUUCAAAUAAUUUUGCUCUAGAUAUAUAUUAUAUUCAUAUUACAUAAGUAUUAUACUUGCAAAGUUGUGUUAUUCAACAACAUACUUUCGCUCUUAAAAAUACUUUGAGAGUUGAAAAUGCAAUGUCGUCUGUUAAUUAGUUGUCUUAUCUAUUGAUACAUUAUAUUAUUAAUUUCUGGUUCUCCGUGCAUUACAUAUGAAUUGUGUGGCAUAACUGAAAUGCAUCAAAAGUAUACAAUUCUGCAAACCCAAGAGAUGCAUUUAAAUAACAUCCAAUGCCCUGUAAAAUGUGAUACAAUGAAACAAGAUGUUAAGUGAAAUAUAAAAAUUAUACAGUACAACUCUACUAUAAGUUCCACUAUUGUAAAUUUGCACAAAAAAUAUUGUUAGUUAAGAACAAAUUUUUAUCUAAAGCACAGACGAGUUGUAUACGAAUAUACACAGCUUAUGUGAAAUGAUUUAUGCCAAUAAAAAUAUGAAAUAACAUUUUA
Messenger RNA from Solenopsis invicta (red fire ant), 2134 nucleotides. RefSeq lists its product as uncharacterized. The record is from RefSeq and is a predicted model, not a curated record. Lineage: Eukaryota; Metazoa; Arthropoda; Insecta; Hymenoptera; Formicidae. Bases 371 to 1324 code for a protein of 317 amino acids. The transcript has 4 exons.